Messenger RNA from Megalobrama amblycephala (Wuchang bream), 2446 nucleotides. It is a transcript of the gene mak, whose product is annotated as male germ cell-associated kinase. The transcript has 16 exons. Gene Ontology annotation, biological process: intraciliary transport; cilium assembly; protein phosphorylation. NCBI's taxonomy places the organism in Eukaryota, Metazoa, Chordata, Actinopteri, Cypriniformes, Xenocyprididae. The record is from RefSeq and is a predicted model, not a curated record. Gene Ontology annotation, cellular component: nucleus; cilium; cytoplasm. Bases 303 to 2270 code for a protein of 655 amino acids. Gene Ontology annotation, molecular function: protein serine/threonine kinase activity; ATP binding.
ACCUCAGACUUCCGGCUGGCUGUAUGUUGUUGGCUGUCGCGAGUGUCGGUUGCCAGGGUGAGGAUGGAUCACACCUCUUUAACAGAGAGAUAAACUCACAUUGUAUCUCUCUUAAACAUAUCUGUCAUAUCUACACACACAGGCAACGACUAACAGGGAGGAGUGCCAUUACAACGGUGCCAAAAGUGGGAUGGAGUGGCGUUCACUGCUUGACUUCUCUUAAGCUCAGGACAGGUAUGAUCAGGUGAUCUAUAAGGAGAGACGUCCAUCUGUCAGUACUGUUUCUCUGGGUGAAGGUGAAGAUGAACCGUUACACAACACUCAAGCAGCUGGGUGAUGGGACCUAUGGUAGUGUUCUGAUGGGGAAAAGCAAUGAGUCCGGAGAGCUGGUGGCCAUCAAGAGAAUGAAGAGGAAGUUCUACUCUUGGGAAGAGUGCAUGAAUCUGAGAGAGGUCAAGUCACUGAAGAAACUGAAUCAUGCUAAUGUGGUGAAGUUAAAGGAGGUGAUACGAGAGAACGAUCACUUGUACUUUGUCUUUGAAUACAUGAAAGAAAACCUCUACCAGCUCAUGAAAGACAGAACCAAAUUGUUCCCAGAGUCAGUCAUCAGGAAUAUAAGCUUUCAGAUAUUGCAGGGACUAUCAUUUAUUCAUAAGAAUGGAUUUUUUCACCGUGAUAUGAAACCAGAGAAUUUGCUGUGUAUGGGUCCAGAACUGGUGAAAAUCGCUGACUUCGGACUGGCUCGAGAGAUCCGCUCUAGGCCUCCUUAUACAGACUACGUCUCAACACGAUGGUAUCGAGCUCCAGAGGUGCUGUUGAGGUCACCAGUGUAUAGUUCACCCAUAGACAUCUGGGCAGUAGGAUGCAUCAUGGCUGAACUCUACACACUGCGACCACUGUUUCCUGGCAACAGUGAGGUGGAUGAGAUCUUCAAGAUCUGUCAGGUUCUUGGUACAGUAAAGAAGUCAGACUGGCCAGAGGGUUAUCAGCUAGCUUCUGCGAUGAACUUCCGUUUCCCUCAGUGUGUUCCUACACCACUGAAAACUCUGAUCCCCAAUGCCACCAAUGAGGCUUUAGAUCUCAUGAGAGACUUCCUCCAGUGGGACCCAAAGAAAAGACCCUCUGCUGCAAAGGCACUCAGAUACCCCUACUUCCAAGUGGGACAAGUUCUGGGUCCCCGUCCCAUGACCCCUGAUGUACGGAAGGUUCAGAUAAAGCCAGUUCUGCCCAGUGAACCCAGAUCAGAGUUGCAGUCUGUCUCAGAACCAGUGCUGCCAUCACAGACUAAAGGCCAAAGUAGAAACUCCCAUCAGCCACUGCAGCAGAUUCCUCUGCCUCAGUCUCUCUCUCAGGCAGACCCUCUCGCUCCUCAUCCACAAAAGGUGGUCGGGGGUGAGAACAGUUUGAUCGGACUGAAGAAUGGUCGGAGAAGGUGGGGACAGACAAACAUGAAACCCUCAGACAGCUGGGAUGAGUCUGACUGUUCUGAGACCGCAGCUUCCCUCUCUAAAAAACCCAGCAAAGGCCUUGAGGAGGAGAAAACUACUCCACAACCCAAGGACCAGAAACCCCUUUACACAUUUAGCACUGUAACCAAGUUACCAAACACCAGCAGACUGAACCAGCCAGAUUCUAGUCACCAUAGCACCUCUUCAGCCAGACAACAUUACCUGCGCCAGUCCAGAUACCUGCCAGGGUUAAUAAGCAAGAACACACCAUCUCUGAGCAACAAGGAGUCUCAACAAGACUUGUGGGACACCUCAGCUCUGAUCAACAAACCUCUCGCACCCAUUGGAGGAGUGCCAGUGUCCAGAAUCAGCCCAGAGGAAAGCAGCAGUAAAGCCACAGAUAAAGCUAAAGAAAGGACACUAGAGCAAAAUGAACAGGUCAAAGGAAACUUUGUAACUACCACAUACAAUCUCUCUGGAGGAUACAUGCCUUCUUUCCAGAAGAAGGAAGUGGGAUCUGUAGGACAAAGGAUUCAGCUCGCCCCUCUCGGACACCAGCAUGCACUUGAUCUCUCUGCCACUGCUGACUCUAAAACUGGCAAAGCUAAACCUUCAAAGUCCAAACCUUCCUCUACAGUUUCAGUCAAUGAGAUCUCUGAAGAUUAUGAUGGAUGGAAAAGGAGAUCAGACCGAACCCAACUCAAAGGAACGAAUUACGCAGCUCUAGGCAAAAACUCUGCCAAUCUCAUCGGUCGCGCUCCACCGGUUCAGCCAGUGCAUGGACGGGUUGACUGGGCUGCAAAAUAUGGAAACCAUCGCUAGUACAUCUCAUGCAAGCUACAACUGCUGUGAGGGCUAAAGUCUGUAUCAACACUCGUGAAUACUGUAUAAACACAUAUCACAUAACAUCUUUUUAUUUCUUAGAGGAGCAGCUAGGAUAGAUCCACACCAUGUAAGCCAAUGGCUCCUCAAUUGUUCAAUAAAGGCAAGAAUCUGAA